UUCCCCUCCCCAAUUAGAAAAAAAUAGAACGAAAAACCUAACUCACUCCCCAGUUGAACGAAAAACAAUAAAACAUUGAAUCCUAACUCGCUGCUGAAAAGCUUAACUCGCUACUGCGUCAACGGCAGUGUGAUUUACAGUGUGUCAACGGCAGUGCGAGUGCAUCAACGAAAGCCCAUCUUUUUCCAGUGCGAUUUACAGUAUGUCAACGCAGUGCGAGUACGUCAACGACAGCCUAUCUUUUUCCCAGUAAUUAUAGAAAAGAAAGGAAUAGCUUGAACGCCAUGGAUACUCCUAAAAAUAAAAGAUGGAUGUAUUGUGAUAGAGUUAACGAAGAAUAUUCGGACGGAGUAGAGGAUUUUUUAAAUCAUGCCUUUUUUGAAACAAGGUGGAGAAAAAAUUGCAUGUCCUUGUAUGAAGUGUGUGCUUAUCCAUCAAGUAAAUCGGUCUACAACAUAUGAUCAUCUUGUAAUUAAUGGUAUUAUACCGUCAUAUGAUACUUGGUUUUGUCAUGGGGAGUCUCUAAAGGGAUCUAACAAUGCUCGAGAAACUAAUCGCAUCCAGUUAACUUUAAGGGGCGAUGAUAUGCGAGGAAUGAUACAUGAUGCAUUUGGAGGAGUUACACAGUUCAUGGAUACUGACAUUAGUGAAAGCGGUGGCAUGGAGCAAAAUGUACAAGAGAAUACUACUCAUCCAUCUGGAAAUCAGCCUCAUCCAGAGGUGGAUAAGUUUGAACGGUUCAUGAAGGAGGCAAAUGAAGAACUAUAUCCUGGAUGUAAGAAGUUUAGCAAACUAUCCUUUUUGCUGCGUAUGUAUCAUACAAAAUGCAUGUUCAAAUGGUCAAAUGAAUCUUUUAAUUCUUUGCUUGGACUGUUGAAAGAUGCACUGCCUGAAGGAGAAAAAUUGCCUUCUUCUUUCUAUAAGACCAAAAAGAUAGUUGAAGGCUUGGGCUUAAAGUAUGAAAAAAUUCAUGCGUGUCCCAACGAUUGCAUGCUUUUUAGAAAAGAGUUUGCUAAUAAGAAUGUUAAUGAAUGCAAAGUUUGUGGAGCUUCUAGAUGGAAAAAUGAUGCUAGAAAAAUUCCAGCCAAGGUCCUAAGGUAUUUUCCUUUAAAACCAAGGCUACAAAGAUUGUUUAUGUCUUCAGAAACUUCUAAAGCAAUGCGAUGGCAUCAUGAAGAGCACAACAAAGAUGGAGUUUUACGUCAUCCUGCAGAUUAUGAAGCUUGAAAAAAUUUUGAUAGUAAAUAUCUCGAAUUUGCUGGAGAUCCUCACAAUGUGCGCCUAGGAUUAGCUUCUGAUGGGUUUAAUCCAUUUGGCACAAUAUGAACUGUUCACAGUACAUGACCAGUGAUUUUAAUGCCAUAUAAUCUUCCACCAUGGAUGUGCAUGAAACAAGAGUUCUUCAUUUUGUCCUUGCUUAUUCCUGGACCAAAAGCGUCUGGCAAUAAUAUUAAUGUCUUUUUGCAACCUUUAAUAGAAGAGUUAAAUGAACUAUGGGAUGUCGGGGUAGAAACACACGAUGCCUCUACUAAGGAAAUAUUUCAAAUGCAAGCAGCUCUCAUGUGGACUAUAAAUAUUUUUCCAGCAUAUGGUUCUCUCUUUGGAUGGUGAACUUAUGGUCGAUUUUCCUUCCCCUCUUGUAAUAUAAACACUCAAUGUAGAAGGCUCAGACAUAGCAGAAAAUUUUGUUACAUGGGGCAUCGACGCUUCUUGAAGUCGGGACACAAAUAUCGGAAUGAUGCAAAAUCGUUUGAUGGGACUAAAGAAAAAAGACAUGCACCUUGUCCAGUAUCUGGGUCACUAGUGUUGAAUCAAGUUAAAGAUAUAGAAUUUACUUUCGGCCAGUCGAGUGAAGGGGUAAGUGGAGUGAUGAAAAACACAUGGAAAAAGAGGAGUAUUUUUUCGAUCUUCCUUAUUGGAAGUCUAACUUGGUGCGCCAUAAUCCCGAUGUGAUGCACAUAGAAAAGAAUGUGUGUGAUAACUUAAUUUAUACAUUAUUGGGUCUUGGUAAAAAUUCUAAAAACAACUUAGAAGCUCGAUUAGACUUGAAGGAGAUGAAAAUAAGACCAAGUUUAUGGCCUCAAUAUCGAGCUAGUGGGAAAGCAUAUCUUCCUCCUAUUUUUUCCCAAUGUCUCAGAAUGAAAAGGAGUUGUUUUAUGAAGUACUACAAAAUGCCAAGUUUCCAUAUGGCUAUGCAUCUAAUAUCUCACAUUGCAUUCGCAAACGGAAGAUAUUUGGGCUAAAAACUCAUGAUUAUCAUGUUAUUGUAUCGACCUGACCGGUCGUUUUGAGCUCUAGCGCGU
Molecule: messenger RNA, 2303 nt
Organism: Nicotiana tabacum (common tobacco)
Lineage: Eukaryota; Viridiplantae; Streptophyta; Magnoliopsida; Solanales; Solanaceae
Source: RefSeq, a predicted model, not a curated record